Molecule: messenger RNA, 1392 nt
Organism: Camellia sinensis
Lineage: Eukaryota; Viridiplantae; Streptophyta; Magnoliopsida; Ericales; Theaceae
Source: RefSeq, a predicted model, not a curated record
AUGGACAAGUCUUGGAUGUUCAAGGAUAGAAGAUCAAAAGACUAUGAGAAUGGAGUUGAACAAUUUCUUAAUUUUGCUAUGAUCCAUGCAAUUGAUUUUCAAUCCAUACGUUGUCCUUGUAGAGUCUAUGGAAACUUGAGAAGCCAACCUAUUCGAGUGAUUAGAAAUCAUCUAUUUUUCAAUGGUAUUGACCAAAGUUAUACCACAUGGAUGUGGCAUGGAGAAACAGUCACCAGUGGGGCAUCACCAUGUUUAAAUGAACAAGAUAUUUCCCAACAACAAUUUGACAUGUCUCCUAUAGACAAUGUAGCUGAAACAAUAGAAAUGGUACAAGAUGCAUACGAUCGUUGCAUGGCUGAUCCUGAAGUGUUUAAGAAAUUACUUGAAGAUGCGGAAAAACCAUUAUAUCCAGGUUGCACAAAGUUUACCAAGUUAUCUGCAUUUGUUAAACUGUAUAACUUCAAGGCUACAAAUGGCCUAUCUCCCACUGGGUUUUCAGAUCUAUUGACGUUGUUGGGUGAUAUGCUGUCAAUGAACAAUGAAAUACCAUCAUCCAUGUAUGAGGCUGGGGAGACGUUUGCUGCAUUGGGAAUGGGAUAUAAGAAAAUACAUGCAUGUCCAUCUGAUUGCAUACUCUAUAGAAAGGAGUACACAGAUGUAACUUUAUGUCCUACAUGUGGUACAUCGAGAUGGAAGUUGAAGAAGAAUUCCACUGAAAUUAGAAAAGAUGUGCCUGCAAAAGUUUUAUGUGAAGGAACAUGUUCUCACAGAUUAAAAUAUGGAAAGAAGAACACAUAUGCUGGCCACAGAAAAUUUCUUCUGCGGUACUAUCCAUAUCGGAGGCAAAAAAAGGCUUUUAAUGGUGAGCAAGAGUUUGGAUUAGCUCCAAUACCAUUAAGUGGGGAGGAGAUAUUAAAUAAGGUUAAAGGGCUUGUAACCAUAUGGGGAAAGAGAAAUAAAAAAGCAUUAGAUGUUGGUGGUACAAAAUGUUGGAAGAAGAAAUCAUUGUUCUUUAAUCUUGAAUAUUGGAAGUACUUACAUUUUCGAUAUAAUUUGGAUGUUAUGCAUAUUGAGAAGUAUGUGUGUGAGAGCCUCAUUGUGCAUCUUGUUAGAGAAGUUCGACUUUGUGGGCCAGUUCACUUUAGAUGGAUGUACCAAUUUGAGAGGUUCAUGAAGAUCUUAAGGGGUUAUGUUCGUAAUUGUAAUUGUCCUGAAGGUUGCAUUGUUGAAAGUUAUAUUGUAGAAGAAGCUGUUGAGUUCUGCGCAAAGUACUUAUCUGGAGUGGAUGCAAUCGGGAUUCUUUCUAAUAGGAACAUAACAGUUGAUGAUGAUAUAGAAAUUGGAAGGCCUUUAUCAAGUGGUUAUGUUGUUACUGUUAAUCGUAAUGAAUAA